Spinacia oleracea (spinach) is the source of this 1164-nucleotide messenger RNA. RefSeq lists its product as uncharacterized. Bases 1 to 1164 code for a protein of 387 amino acids. The transcript has 3 exons. NCBI's taxonomy places the organism in Eukaryota, Viridiplantae, Streptophyta, Magnoliopsida, Caryophyllales, Amaranthaceae. The record is from RefSeq and is a predicted model, not a curated record.
AUGUGGAAAAUCGGCAUCCCCUACCACCUGGUUGAACAUGUCAUGUGCAAAUCUUUCGGAGGUACCCUCGACGGAGCAGCUCUGGAAUGGCUCAUGAACAUCACUCCUGAAUCUAUAUCCUACCUUGUUGAUCUCAUCAACGCCUUCUAUCAACUGUUCGCUAGCAGCCGUCAAUUGGAAAAGGAGACGGGUGACCUCUAUCGUAUCAAAAACUUUGAUGUCAAGACAUCUAUCGAAGCAUUCAAGAGUGGUCUCAUCCCCAACUCAGAGUUGUACCGGGAGAUUACCAAAUAUCCCUGCGCAACCUUCGAGGAGGUCAGAUCGAGAGCCACUGCCCAGAUGCAGAUCGAGGACGACGAGAUUACACGGACGACAGCGCCACGAUCAAUAGGGGACAGCAGCGACAGGCGGUCGUACACCCCAAGGAACAACAGCUGGCGGGACCAACCAUACAACCACCAAAACCAGGUACAAAAUGUCAAUAAGUAUAAUGAUACUAACAAUGUUUACAUGAACGAAUGGGCCGAUCACCCCGACAUCUCCGAAUAUGGCUUCAACGUCGACAUCAGAGGCGUCGUCAACGCCCUUCAAAAUGUAGGUGGAACACUCAGAUGGCCUAGGAAGAGCGACAUACCAGAUUCCAUGAAAGACAUGAGCAAAUGGUGCGAGUUCCACCGCAACAACGGCCACAAAACCGAGGAGUGCAUCUCCCUUAAAAAGGAGAGACUAACUUCCUCUGCAGCUAAAAAGAUUAGCAGGGGAGAAUCUGGAGCCGUCAAAGAGGGGCAGACUGAGGAUGAGAUCGCACUCGAAAAAUCCCUAGCAGCAAUGUCAAUCACCUUCGACGACUCAGAUUCAGUGGAUGCACAGCAAGAGCAUCAUGACGGAUUGGUAAUAUCGCUCCCAAUAGGCAACGCUCUAAUCAAAAGGAUAUUGAUCGACAACGGCAGCUCGGCAAACGUAUUGUUCUUGGAGGCCCUACAAGAAAUGGGGCUCGAGGAAAAGAACAUUGUCAGGAGAUCGCCGGUGUUGGUAGGGUUCAGUGGAGAAUCGAUGCGAACAGUCGGAGAGAUAUCAUUGCCCACAUAUGCAGAAGGUGUCAACAUCAUGACCAAGGUCAACGUCGUCGACUGCCCAUCAGCAUACAACGUCAUCUUAGGGUGA